Molecule: messenger RNA, 2684 nt
Organism: Olea europaea var. sylvestris
Lineage: Eukaryota; Viridiplantae; Streptophyta; Magnoliopsida; Lamiales; Oleaceae
Product: zinc finger BED domain-containing protein RICESLEEPER 1-like
Exons: 2
Coding region: 499-2439 (646 amino acids)
Molecular function (GO): DNA binding; protein dimerization activity
Source: RefSeq, a predicted model, not a curated record
AAUUGUAUUGGGAUAGUAGUUUAGUAAAAAAAUUGGUAUCUUAGGUGUUUAGAAUGAUCUUGCAACUUUUUGGAUAUGGGUGAUGAUUUUUUAGAUGAUAUUUUUUGAAGCUUUUGUUUGAGUAGGACGGAUCGAAACUGCAUUCUUUACUUUCCUAUGUAAUCAGAUAUUCUUUGAAGCGCAUAGUUAACCUGUUGUUCGCUUCUCGGGGUUUUAAUUUGCUUCUAGAGGUUCAAAACAAUUUUGGUGUUUGUAAAAGAGUGAGAAAUUUUAUUUCUUUGGCUUGUUUCAUUUCUUUUUGAGGGUAUUAAAGGAAUAGAGUUUGACACAAUACAAACAAUUGUGCUUAGGUUGAUGUCAAGUUGUAUGGUUCUUUAUUGUCAUGUUUUUCAAAAAGUUAUGGUGCUUAUAUGAGUUCAGGGUUAGCAUUUUUAUUCUUUUGUCAACUUAUGUUUUGGGUAUGUAUAAGAAAUUUUCGUUAAUUAUCUUUGCAAGCAGAUGGAAGUAUCAGAAGUAGUCAAUGUCCAUUCUAGAAGAUUAAAAUCUGUUGUGUGGAACGAUUUUGAUAGAGUUAAAAGAGGUGAUACAUUUGUGGCCAUCUGCCGACACUGUAAAAGAGUACUUAGUGGGUCAAGUACCAGUGGAACAUCACAUUUGAGAAAUCACUUGAUCAGGUGCCGUAGAAGAUCAAACCAUGAUAUAAGUCAAUUGCUAACAAGGGGAAAGAAAAAGGAAAGCACCCUUGGCCUGACCAAUGUUGGUUAUAAUCAAGAUCAAAGAAAUGAGAUAGUCACUGUUGCAAGUACUAAUUUUGAACAAGGGCAUGUAGAUGGAACAGUUUACACGGGCAGUUUCAGUUUUGAUCAUCGGCGUAGUCAACUGGAUCUUGCACGGAUGAUUAUGUUACAUGGGUAUCCUCUGAGUAUGGUUGAAGAUGUUGGGUUCAAGAUGUUUGUUAGAAAUCUUCAGCCCUUGUUUGACCUCGUGACUAUUGACAAAGUUGAGGCUGACUGUCUGGAGAUCUAUAAAAAAGAGAAACAGAAAGUGUACGAGGAGUUAGAUAAGUUGCCUGGAAAAGUCAGCCUUAGUGCUGAUAGAUGGGUCGCUAAUGGAGAUAUGCAAUACCUGUGUUUGAUAGCGUACUACAUUGAUGAUUCUUGGGCAUUAAAGAAGAAGAUUUUGAACUUUUUAAAGAUUGAUCCUUCUCAAGCUGAAGACUCACUUUCAGAAGUAAUCAUGGAUAGCCUUAGGGAUUGGGAUAUUGACCGGAAAUUGUUCUCAUUGACAAUCGAUAACCAUUCCUCCUAUGACAAGAUUGUCUGCAGAAUCAGAGACCAAUUAUGCCAGCACAGGUUUCUCAUGUGUGAAGGUCAAUUAUUUGAUGUACGCUGUGCAGCAAGCACUGUCAAGUUUUUGGUCCAAGAUGUACUGGAAACAUCUAGUGAGAUAACUCAUAAAAUUCGGGAAAGCAUACGGUAUGUUAAAAGUUCUCGAGAAACACAAGAAAAGUUCAAUGAGAUGGUUCAACUCGCUGGUAUUAAUGCUCAGGAAUGUUUACCCCUUGAUAAUCCAUUUCAACGGAACUCGACAUAUAUAAUGCUUGAAGCUGCAUUAGAGUAUAAAGAAGCCUUCCUCCUAUUCCAAGAACGUGACCCUAGCUACUCAAUGUGCCCAUUGAGUCUGGAUUGGGACAGAGUGCAAGCUAUUACUAGCAUCUUGAAGUUUUUUCAUGAAGUUUCUGAUGUCUUUGUGGAAAGCAAGCAUUCUACUGCAAAUAUGUAUUUCUCGGAGAUUUGUGAUAUUCAUUUGCAGUUGAUUGUAUGGUGCCGGAGGUCGGAUGAUUUCAUUAGCUCUUUGGCGUUGAAAUUGAAAUCUGAAUUUGAUGAAUAUUGGAAGAAGUGCAGCUUAAUCAUGGCUAUUGCAGCCAUCUUAGAUCCACGAUUCAAAAUGAAACUUGUGGAGUACUACUAUCCUCAAAUUUAUGGUGAUAAUGCUUCAGAUUGCAUAAAUAUUGUUUCAAAUUGUGUGAAAGCUCUUUACAAUGGGCAUGCGAUCUAUUCACCAUUAGCAUCUCAUGAACAAGCUUCUGAAAAUGGUGGUAGUGAUGUUAAGGAUAGAUUAGCUGGAUAUGACAAAUUCCUUGAUGAAACUUCAUUUAGCCAAAAUAUAAACUCGGACCUGGACAAGUAUUUGGAGGAACCUCUGUUUCCACGUGAUGUUGAUUUCAACAUAUUAAAUUGGUGGAAAGUUCAUGCACCAAAGUAUCCUGUCCUAUCUAUGAUGGUCCGCAAUAUACUGGGUAUUCCAAUUUCGAAAGUGGCAUUAGAGUCUCUAUUCGAUAAUGGACAUAGAACACUUAAUCAUCAUUGGAGCUCAUUGAAGUCUGAUACUUUGCAAGCUUUCAUGUGUUCUCAGGAUUGGAUAAGCCAUGAAUUAUGAGAUCCCAAAGCUUCCUCAGCUCCUACUUUUGCCUUGUAAUAUGAUGCAAAUUAGCAAGUUGCUGUUACUGAUUUCUGGUCCCAAUUGUUAUCAGCCUAUCACUAAGAAAUUCUGAAUAUAUUUGUCUCAUGAAUCUCAUUUAUAGUUUUAUCUUUUAUUUUUAUGUCAAGUUUUGUUAUAAAUUAUAUAAACAAACCUUUCCCAUAUUGCUAGAACAGUCAUAAUGAGGUUUCAUUUUGAUUUGA